This is a messenger RNA of Saccoglossus kowalevskii, 674 nucleotides long. RefSeq names its product sterile alpha motif domain-containing protein 9-like. The record is from RefSeq and is a predicted model, not a curated record. Gene Ontology annotation, molecular function: protein binding. Gene Ontology annotation, cellular component: cytoplasm. Lineage: Eukaryota; Metazoa; Hemichordata; Enteropneusta; Harrimaniidae.
GACUGCGUUCAUUUGUUCACAUCAGUGACCUUCUUGCUAGUGGAACUAGUAAUCUUGAAAUGAAAGGAGACAAAUUCUGGGAAUCGAAGAAAGUGACAACACGUUUACAACGCUUAAAAGGAAUGAUGUGGUCAUCAUAUAUUAUUCGUGCAAACAAUGUUCUAAAUGAAAAUAAGGCGACAAUUGAAAUACAUCCAUGCAUUCCUUGGGAAAACGUGUCAAGCAGAGAACCAGUGACAUUUUACUUGGGAUUCAGCUGGGCUGGACCUGUAGCUUAUCAUAUUAUAAGCUAUGAUACUGAAAAUUAUGAAAUCGCACAUCACGAGUCAUCCGAUGCAUCUCCUGAUGAAGGAACCGGAACGGAGCAGUCUGAUGCCAGGAAAUAUGAUUAUAACUUGUACAGACAGCGUCAUUCUAAGUUGACAAGAGAACUAAAAUCUAUCCAGGAGGUUAAGCGAAAACGAAAUGCUGGAAAACAACUUGAGAAAGCACAGAUCGAGAAGCUUGAAAAAGAAGAAUCGGUCACAGAUGAACUUCAUAAAUUGGAAUUUGAAUACAAGAAUCAUAUGGAACAAAAUCCGGACUAUUUUGAUGACUAUUAAUUAGUUGAGUAUUUAAUUAAGUAAAUUUUCGAAGUAUGAUUUUCAGAAUCGUUCUUUGUACAGCAUCCUUAU